AUGAGUAAAAUCAGUCGAACCGAACAGAAAUAUCGUUUCGGCUGGCAAGUCUUCAUUCGUCUACUCACACUCGUUCCUUUACUAUUCGCCCGAAUACGAUUCACUGUACUGUUCACCGUUCUAACACUUGCGUGUGCCAUCGGAAAUGAAGUCGUGGCCCAGAAAACCGGUACGAUGACCGGACAAUUUUACAAGGAACUACUUCGACGGGACGAAGCAGCAUUCUGGAAUACUCUCAUAUUGGCCACAGCAGUUUAUGCUGCCCAAUGUUUGCUACUCGGUGGUGUUGCAUUCUUCUCGUGGUGCUUGUAUCUGUGUUUCCGUAAAAAUCUUGUCACAUCCCUUCAUGAUCUCUAUUACGAAAAUAAUGUAUAUUAUACUAUUAACAGCAUUGAAGAUCAAGGAAUCGACAAUCCUGAUCAACGAAUAACACAAGAUGUCGAGAAAAUGUGUGAAGUGCUAGCGGUAAAACUCGCUCCAUCACUACUGAUAGCACCAUUUGUCAUCGCCUACUACACGUUCAAAACUUGGCAGACAGCCGGUGGAUUUGGUGUGGCCCUGAUUUACUUGUACUUCAUGGUUGGAGCUGCUCUAAAUCGUGUCCUCAUCUCACCACUUACCAAAUGGGCAGCCAGAGUAGAAAAAGCUGAAGGUGACUUUCGUUUCAAGCACGUCUCGGUGAGGAACCACGCAGAGGAGAGCGCUUUCUAUCAGGCAGCUGAUUUUGAGAAACACUCUUCAAAUGAAAUUUUUCAAGUGCUAUGGAAGGCUCAAAGGAAACUCGUGCUAUGGCAGUUCCCGACACAAGUUCUGCAAUACUUCUUCGACUACUAUGGUGGAGUGCUAUCCUAUGCUAUUCAAUUAUUCCCGAUCUUCGUCUUUGGAUCGUACGACAACCUCGAUCAAGCUUCAUUAAGCGAAAAAAUCAGUAACAAUGCUUUCUACUAUAUUUACCUAAUUAACAGCUUUACACGCCUUACCGAUUUGGCUCUAAACAUCGGAGAACUUGGUGGUUAUGUUCUGAGAGUGUCAGAAAUAGUGCGAUGUUCUCAACGUGAAAAAGGCAUUAUUAAUGACGCAUUCGCCACUGACGUCGUCGAUGAUGGCGAUGGAAAUGGAGAUCUGGCAUUCAGCAUACGCAAUCUCAUUGAUAUCCCCUUGAAUAACAGUCUAAUAGUGACUGGACCGAGUGGAGCAGGAAAAUCGUCUCUGUUCCGUGUCCUUGCAGAGUUAUGGCCAAGCAAAUCAGGUUUUCAUUUUUUUUCAACCGAUUACCUGUAUCUACCGCAACGGCCGUAUCUGCCCGUGGGUCGUCUAACAUUACGACAACAAAUUUGCUUCCCA
Molecule: messenger RNA, 1344 nt
Organism: Haemonchus placei
Lineage: Eukaryota; Metazoa; Nematoda; Chromadorea; Rhabditida; Trichostrongylidae
Source: the annotation of a GenBank genome assembly